AUGUAUUUAGACUCAGGUCCUCUUGAUCCAAAAACAGAAAAAGCCAUUAAGAAUAAAUGGGAAAAAAUUAUGGGGCCAGCCUAUGAAAUAGUAGUAGCACAGCUGACAAAGUUUCGUGAAGGUGGAGGUUUAGGAAUCAGUUUAGAAGGAACUGUAGAUGUGAUAGAUGGUAAAGAAGUAUGUCCACAUCAUUAUAUUCGAUCAAUUUUAGGUGAUGGACCAGUAGGAAUUAAUGGAAAACUUCAGAGUGGAGAUGAACUUUUAGAAAAGGAAAGAAAACAGAGCUAUAGAUCAGUGAUUUUCAAAGUAAGGUCUGUGAGAAUGAGCCCACAUGGUCUAAAUCAUAUUGAAGUUGUUUCUGUACUUAAAGAAUUGCCCAUUUAUGUUCGUAUGGUAUGUGCCAGAAGUCUUCAUCCAGGAAAUAGACAACCUCCGUCCUCAACAGUAAUUAAUCCUACAAUAGCUUAUCCAACAUUCCACAGUUCUGAUUUUGAUGCUACUUCAAUGCCUGAACUAAAUGGUAGAGAUGGAUUAACUGACAAUUAUGGAGGUAGUUUAACUUCACUUACUCCAAUUUCGGAUCGACUAGUCAAAGCAAAAUCUGAUGGAUCACUUGCGGUAGUUGCAUCUACAUCUCCUGAAUUGCCAUAUAAUAAAUUAAAGUCUCGAUCUCUAGAACCCUUAACUGGUUUAGCCAUGUGGAGUAGUGAGCCCCAGAUAAUUGAACUAGUCAAGGGCGACAGGGGUCUUGGAUUCAGUAUAUUGGAUUACCAGGAUCCUAUGAACCCUAAUGAAACUGUGAUUGUUAUCCGAAGUCUGGUACCAGGUGGUGUAGCUCAGCAAGAUGGACGUCUUAUACCUGGCGACCGACUGCUAUUUGUCAAUGACAUCAAUCUUGAGAAUGCUAGUCUAGAUACCGCUGUACAAGCUCUGAAGGGGGCACCAAAAGGGGUUGUACGCAUUGGAGUAGCCAAACCUCUUCCCCUGCCCGAGAGUACACAAAGUGGACAGGUGAGUGACACCUUUGUGUCUCGGGUGGAUGGGGGAAGGGGAUUGGUAGGAGCUCAAGAUUCUUGUAGAGCUCAACCAUCACUUGUAAAAUCAGAGAGUUUUUAA
Centruroides sculpturatus (bark scorpion) is the source of this 1116-nucleotide messenger RNA. RefSeq names its product patj homolog. Gene Ontology annotation, molecular function: protein binding. The transcript has 6 exons. The coding region runs from base 1 to 1116 and encodes 371 amino acids. The record is from RefSeq and is a predicted model, not a curated record. NCBI's taxonomy places the organism in Eukaryota, Metazoa, Arthropoda, Arachnida, Scorpiones, Buthidae.